AUGACCAAACGGAUUCUGGGCGAGAAAUUCAAACAGAAGCUUACACAAGCCAAUUUUACCAAAAGACUGACUGAUACUGCUGGUUAUUCCGACAUGCAUGAUAUUUCCUCAAGCAAGCGGAUCAUGGUACAGCGGGGAAAGACAGUGUUUGCCGCAAGACACAUUAUUGAGAACCAAAAAGAGAAACAACUUACCAGUAAAAAAAGGAUUCUUACAAAUGAACAAAUGCAGCACAACUGGGCAAUAGAAUAUGAAGUACUCCCGAGCCGCCACGGGGAUUGUUGGGCUUUGCCAUCAGGACCAAUGAAGCCCAGACUUGUGAAUGGAAGCAGUCCUUGUGCGGGCAGGCUAGAAAUUUACGAGAAUGGAACUUGGAGGACAGUCUGCGGUCAUGAGACCUGGUCCAUAUCGACUGUUCACGAUGUUUGUAAGGAACUGGGAUGUGGUUUUGGAAAAGCAAUGUCGUUUGCUGUUCACUUUGGAAAAGGAACAGGACCAGUUAUUGGUCCGCCUGGGUGCGGACACGAGCGGGACAUUGAAGUCAUCUGUUCAGGACACAAGGACCUCAGACUCGAAUCUGGGGCGAGUCGCUGUUCCGGACGUGUCGAAAUCCAGCAGGGAAACACAUGGGGGACGCUCUGUGAUGCCCACUUUGAUUUUGAAGAAGCCGCUGUUAUCUGUGAACACCUUCAGUGCGGGACGGUGGCCGAAAUCUUGGGUGGAGCUCACUAUGGUAAUGGUACAGGUCCAAUGUGGAAGCAGAAGUACAUGUGCCAGGGGAACGAGUCCCGAUUAUGGGAUUGUCCUGUAUCGUCCUGGGCUCAGUUCAUCUGUUCAGAUGGAAGUAACGCCGGUGUCAUUUGCUCAGAUGGACGUUUGAUUCCGAGACUGACAAAUGGGACAGGCCGCUGUGAUGGGACAGUGGAGAUAUUUUACAACCAUAGCUGGGUCAAAGUGCAAGAAAAUAAUUGGGACCUCAAAGAAGCCAACGUGGUGUGCAGGGAGCUAGGCUGCGGCUAUGCUCUAUCUGUGUAUAAUUCUUCAAAUUACCGACAGAGUGAAGGGUCCAUGUGGGUGAACGAUGUCCACUGUAACGGAAAUGAGUCGCAGCUCUUGAACUGCAGAAUAAUGACAUUUACAUCAUCUCCCAAUGAAAGCAUCGGCGUCGGGGUCCUGUGUUCCGAUAAUUUGAAGUUACGGCUGGCCGACGGCGGAAGUUCAUGUGCAGGACGAGUGGAGAUAUAUUAUGCUGGAUCUUGGGGUUCAGUUUGUGGCGAUUCCUGGGAUAUGGCUGACGCUGAUGUGGUUUGCAGACAAUUGGGUUGUGGGCAUGUUUUGAAGACGAAUAUGGCUGGUGAUUGUGGAAAAAGGUCAGGCCCAAUUUGGCUGGAUGAAGUGAACUGUUCAGGAAACGAAUCUUUUAUCUGGCAGUGUCCCUCAGCACCCUGGGGUAAACACGAUUGUGCUCACAAAGAGGAUGUGAUGGUUAUGUGUUCAGGUAAAGGGCACAAAGACUUACGAUUAGUGAACGGAAAGCAUCGCUGUGAGGGAAGAGUGGAGGUAUUUUACAAUGGGUCCUGGGGAACAGUGUGCUCGGAAUCAUUGGACUCAAUUGAUGCGGACGUUAUCUGUAAGCAGAUGCGUUGCGGUCCACAUGAAAGGAUUCAAUAUGAUGUUCAGGAAUUUGGAGCAGGAUCGGGAGAUAUUUGGCUCGAUGAUGUGACAUGUACUUCACACGAGUUAACGCUUUGGCAGUGUCAGUCAAGCCCGUGGGGUGAACACAGCUGUCAGCAUUCGGAAGAUGCGGGUGUUAUUUGUUCAGAAGCAAAAUUGCCAGAGGGACACUUCAUUUCAACGGACUGCUUUCGAGAAUCUGGCACUGUGCCCAGGAAUUCGUCAGAAUCCGGACAACAGAUUCGUCUUGUGAAAGGUAACACCGAAUGCUCAGGGAGGGUUGAGAUAUUACGGAAUAACAGCUGGAACACCGUGUGCGAUGACUCCUGGGAUAUGUCCGAUGCUCAUGUUGUCUGCAGGCAGUUGGGUUGCGGCCCCGCUCUAUCGGCUCCGGGAGGUGGCGCCUUUGGGCAGGGUGACGGUGUGAUCUGGCUGAAUAAGUUGAAAUGCACGGGAAGUGAAUCUUUUCUUUCCGACUGUCCUUCCUCGCCGCCAGGUCUGCAUGACUGUGACCACAAGGAAGAUGCCAGUGUGAUUUGUUCAUCACAUUUUGGACGAACUGCUCUCUCCAUCCCUGAUAUUAUCUGCUUUGUACUCGGGCUUCUUCUCGUCUGUGGAUUGUUCGCAUUGACCAUGGUAACCUUGAGAAAGUCAGCAGCAGAUGGAAGUUUGAUUCCGAGACUGAUUAAUGGGACAAGCCGCUUUGACGGGACAGUGGAAAUAUUUCAAAAAACAUACCUGAAUAAGAAUGCAGCGAAAAGAUUGGGACAAUAUUUGAGGUUACGGCUACCCGACGGUGGAUGUCCAUGUGUGGAACGAGUGGCGGUGCAUUAUGCGGGAGCUCAGGGUUCAGUUUGCGGUGAUUCUUGGGAUAUGGUUGAUGCUGAUGUGGUUUGCAAGCAACCAGAUUUAAUAGAGAAGAUCAGACUGGUGAAUGGGGGCAGUCUAUGUGCUGGAAGACUGGAGAUUCAAGACAACGGGCAGUGGGGAACUGUGACACAUUUUGUCUGGCAAGGGGUAGACGCAUUUCUGCUCUGUAAAGCACAGGGUUGCGGUCCUGCGCUGGUUACACCGGACGGGAAUUACUUUGGGAAUGGGUCGUUAUCAACUAUGCUUACGGCAAGCAUUCCUGAUGGCUUUUUCGGAACAGACCACUCUAAUGCCGGAAUUAUCUGUGCAGGACCUGAAAAACCCAAACUGGUGAACGGAAGCAGUCCUUGUGGGGGUAGGCUGGAGAUUUACGAGAAUGGAACCUGGAGGACAGUUUGCGGUCAUGAGUCCUGGCCCAUAUCCACUGCUCACAUUGUUUGUAAGGAACUAGGCUGUGGCACUGGAAUCGCAAUUUCGCUUUCGGCUCAAUUCGGAAAAGGUUCAGCGCCAAUUAUUGGUCCGCCUGGGUGUGAACACGAGCGGAACCUUGAAGUCGUUUGUUCAGGCCACAAGAACCUGCGACUCGAAGGUGGGGAGAUUCGGUGUUCCGGACGUGUCGAAAUUCUGCAGGGAGGUACAUGGGGAACACUCUGCGAUGCCUACUUUGAUUUAGAAGACGCCGCUGUUGCCUAUGAACAUCUUCAAUGCGGGCCAGUAACAGAAAUCAAAGGAGGAGCUCACUUUGGGAAAGGAACCGGCCCAAUGUGGAAGCAGAAGUACCUGUGCCAGGGGAACGAAUCCCGAUUGUGGGAUUGUCCUAUUUCAUCCUGGGAGAAGUUCAGCUGCACAGAUGGAAGUGCCGUCAGUGUCAUAUGCUCAACAGAUGGAAGUUGGAUACCGAGACUGACCAACGGGGGAAGUCGCUGUGACAGAACAGUGGAGAUAUAUCACAAUCGUAGUUGGGAAAGGGUGCGGGACAAUCUUUGGGAUCUUAAUGACGCUAGUGUAGUCUGCAGGGAACCGGGCUGCGGCGAUGCAAUAUCUGCGUACAAUUCUGCAAUGUACGGAGAAAAUGAAGGUCCCCUGUUGGUGAAUGGCGUUCACUGCAAUGGAAACGAGUCGCAGCUCCGGAACAGCGGUUUAACGAUAUUUACAUCGUCUCCCAGUGACAGCAGUGGCGUUGCUGUCCUGUGUUCGGAACAUCUGAAAUUACGGUUAGCCGAGGGUGGAAGUCCGUGUGCGGGACGAGUGGAGGUCUAUUACGCUGGAACUUGGGGCGCAGUUUGCGAUGAUUCCUGGGAUAUGGCUGACGCUAAUGUGGUUUGCAGACAAUUGGGUUGCGGGAAUGUUUUGAAGUGGAGUCUUACUGGUGAGUGUGGACAAAGCUCGGGCCCAAUCUGGUUGGAUGAAAUGAACUGUUCGGGGAAUGAAUCUUUGCUCUGGGAAUGUCCCUCAGCACCUUGGGGUGAGCACGACUGCAUUCACAAAGAGGACGUGAUGGUUAUGUGUUCAGAGCACAAAGAGAUACGGCUGGUGAAUGGAAAACAUCGCUGUGAGGGCAGAGUGGAAGUGUUCUAUAAUGGGUCCUGGGGUACAGUGUACGCUGAAACGCUGGAGCCAACUGAUGCAGAAGUGACCUGUAAGCAGAUGCACUGUGGUCCACUCCAAAGAAUUUCAUAUAAUACUCAGGAAUUCGGAGCAGGUUCGGGACUUAUUUGGCUUGAUGAAGUGGCAUGUACUUCACACGAGGUAACUCUUUGGGAGUGUCAGUCAAACCCGUGGGGUGAACACAAUUGUCAGCACCGGGAGGAUGCAGCUGUGAGUUGUUCAGAACCUGCGAAACAGAUUCGCCUUCUUGGAGGUAACGCCACAUGCUCAGGGAGGGUGGACGUAUUUUUCAAUAAUAUAUGGAACACCGUGUGUGAUGAUUCCUGGGAUAUGGCCGAUGUUCAUGUUGUAUGCAAGCAGUUGGGCUGCGGCACUGCACUAUCCGCUCCGGGAGGCGCUAUCUUUGGCCAGGGUGACGGUGAGAUCUGGCUGGAUGAGUUGAUGUGCACAGGAAGUGAAUCUUUUCUUUCUGACUGUACUUCCGCGCCGCCAGGUCAGCAUGACUGUGAUCACAAGGAAGAUGCCAAUGCGAUUUGUUCCGGCAUUGUCACUGGCCGAUGGGUUUCCCGUGCUGACUUGCAACAAGCCGUUUAUGAAGAGAUUAAAGAUAUUCCUCAAGGAGAACAUCUUAUUCAGCCAUAA
Messenger RNA from Pristis pectinata (smalltooth sawfish), 4794 nucleotides. Its product is annotated as deleted in malignant brain tumors 1 protein-like. NCBI's taxonomy places the organism in Eukaryota, Metazoa, Chordata, Chondrichthyes, Rhinopristiformes, Pristidae. The coding region runs from base 1 to 4794 and encodes 1597 amino acids. The transcript is spliced from 21 exons. Gene Ontology annotation, cellular component: membrane. The record is from RefSeq and is a predicted model, not a curated record.